AUGAAAAACGUCUCACCACCAACACAAGAUCCCGAUCAAGAGGAUAGAUCGACGUCAGCGACGAAGUUUGAGUGGGAUUUUUCCGUCUCCGCCGUGGUUUCAUCCUCCGUUGCCGGUGGAAACAUCUCGGACACUCUCGGCGUCGUAGAGGUUAACUCCUCCGGAAACCUCUUUGCUACCGGCGGUAUAGCUAGGAAGAUCAGAGUUUAUAGCUUGAAUUCAUUGCUAUCAUCAAGUCGUCUAGAGGCAACAUUGUUUGACCAUGCUACUGCAUGCCAUUAUUGCAUAUGUACCCCAGCAAAACUCAGCAGCCUCAAAUGGAAACCCGGGUCCGGAAGCCAGGUCAUGGGAUCGGCCGACUACGACGGUGUUGUCACGGAGUACGAUCUUGAGACCAAGAUGCCGGUUUACGAGCGUGACGAACACAGCGGCCGGCGGGUUUGGAGCAUGGACUACUCCCACUGGGAUCCGGUUGUCGGAGCAUCUGGUGCCGAUGACGGAACCAUGCAAAUGUGGGACCCGCGCCAUGAUGGUGGGAAAUGUGUGGCUAAAGUGGUGUUAGGGAGUCCAGUUUGUUGUGUGGAGUUCAGCCCGUUUGGUGGCGCAUUGGUAGCCGUUGGAUGUGCCGAUCGAAAAGCCUACGUUUACGAUGUGAGGAAAAUCGUUGACCCGGUAGCGGUGUUUGAUGGGCAUCAGAGGACGGUAAGUUACACGAGAUUCCUGGAUGAUCACACGGUGGUGACGUCCGGCACAGAUGGGUGUUUGAAGAUGUGGGACAUAGAGAAGCAGCACAUGAUUCGCACGUAUAAAGGGCACACAAACCAAAGAAGGUUUGUGGGAUUAUCCAUUUGGAGAAAUCAAGGAUUGAUUGGAUGUGGGUCUGAGAGCAACCAGUUGUUUGUAUAUGAUAAGAGGUGGGGCGAACCCAUAUGGGUGCAUGGGUUCGAACCAGAGGGUGGAAGAAGGUAUGAAGAUGGGUUUGUGAGUAGCAUAUGUUGGAGCCAAGAGGGUGAAGAUGAGUGCACGUUGGUGGGUGGUGGUUUUGAUGGAGUUGUAAAGAUUUUUUCCGGAAAAAGAAAACCGUUAACUUAA
Molecule: messenger RNA, 1092 nt
Organism: Lactuca virosa
Lineage: Eukaryota; Viridiplantae; Streptophyta; Magnoliopsida; Asterales; Asteraceae
Source: the annotation of a GenBank genome assembly